Molecule: messenger RNA, 9808 nt
Organism: Asterias rubens (European starfish)
Lineage: Eukaryota; Metazoa; Echinodermata; Asteroidea; Forcipulatida; Asteriidae
Product: hyalin-like
Exons: 41
Coding region: 183-8597 (2804 amino acids)
Molecular function (GO): calcium ion binding
Source: RefSeq, a predicted model, not a curated record
UCUGGGAUGGGCGGGCGUGCACGACUUCUUGGACCUAGUUGAAGAAAGAUCUGAGACGAGGCGCAAGGUGUAAGAAGAGAGGAACACCUACUUCACUAACAGUCAGCCAUACUGAUUUCCGAGCACCAACGUUUCUACUGGGGUUGUUGUUCCCCCUUUCUUGACGGGGAAGAAACGACAAAAUGACGGCGUCUCUGGUGUUGGCGUUCGCCCUGGCGAUUGUGUCUGGCCAGUCAUAUGCACAGGAAAUGUGCGCCGUUAAUCAGUGUUCAAAUGGUGAAAAUUGUUACAACCGACCGGGUAGCGCUGAGGGCUUCGUUUGCGAGUGCAACUUGCCGUUCCGUGACAACUACAAUUGUGCCAUUGGACCUGAUAACCAGGAGAUCUAUACCUGCUACGGUAGUACCUGUACCAGUGGAACCUUCGUCAGUAAGGACUACCCAAACAACUACCCGAACCGUUACCGAGCCCUCUACCUCCUGUAUAUCCCAGGAGCUUCUGGCAUCACAUUCACAUUUAACUCUCCAUUCGGUAUUGAGGCUGACAAGGACGAGUUGUACAUCGGCAAGGGACUCUCAGUUGACUUCAAUCUACUCCAGGGGACUUCGACAGUUGGACCAGAUGUGCGAUUCUUUGAAGGGAUCAUACUUCCAUCUGAUUUCACUAUCGACAACACAGACGUCGCCUGGCUGUACUUUAUUACUGAUAAGAACAUCCAGUUUAGUGGUUUCUCUGUGCAGUACAGAAUGGUUGAUCAGUCCCCACCAGUCAUAAGCAAUUGUCCAACUGGUGUCACUCUGACAAGUGCAACAGCACAGGCCCAACAGGCCUUUUGGGUUGCUCCAACAGCGACUGAUGCUGAGACAUUCACCACAGUGUCCUCCCACGUUCCUGGUCAGACCUUCUCUAUUGGGACAACCCCUGUGACGUACACCUUCACUGAUCUGCAGGGAAAUCAGGCCAUGUGCACAUUCAAUGUGAACGUCAUCCAAAUUGAUAAUCAACCACCAACAAUAACAGUGCCUGCUGAGGAUGUCACAAUUACUGUGCCCUUUGGUACCCCCGGCACCAACGUCAACUGGGUUGAACCACAGGCUACAGAUAACUCUGGUUCAGUGUUUACUAGCCGGACUCAUGUACCAGGGUCUUUCUUCAAUGUGGGAGAUACUGUUGUCACCUAUACCUUUGUUGAUCCUUUGGGAAACGCGGUUACGGCCCCAUUCACCGUAAGGGUUGUAGAACUAGCCGACACUAUCGACCCAGUUAUCUUCAACUUCCCUGAAGACGUCACCGUUACCGUGCCAUUCGGAACAACUAGUGCAAAUGUACCCUGGGAUACCCCAGUAGUGACAGACAACUCUGGGACGGUCUUCCCAACCACCAACAGGCAGCCAGGAAGUUCCUUCCCUCCAGGCACCACCCCAGUGACGUACACCUUCACUGAUCCUGCUGGAAACUCUGUGACAAGAACAUUCAAUGUUAAUGUGAUUGUGCUGCCCGAUUCAACUGAUCCCUUCAUCAGCAGCUUCCCAGAUGACAUAACCGUCUCUGUGCCUUUUGGAACUCCAAGCACACCAGUGAACUGGGAGGAGCCAACUGCUUUUGACAACUCUGGAACAGUUUUCCCAACAAAGUCUGCUGAACCUGGAAGCUCCUUCCCUACUGGACAGACGACACCUGUUACAUACACAUUCACUGAUCCAACUGGAAACUCUGUAACAAGACAAUUCACUGUGACAGUUGUUGAAUUGCCUGAUGGAAUCGAUCCCUUCAUCGUCAGCUUCCCAGAUGACAUAACCGUCUCUGUGCCUUUUGGAACUCAAAGCACACCAGUGAACUGGGAUGAGCCAACUGCUUUUGACAACUCUGGAACAGUUUUCCCAUCAAAGUCUGCUGAACCUGGAAGCUCCUUCCCUACUGGGCAGACGACACCUGUUACAUACACAUUCACUGAUCCAACUGGAAACUCUGUAACAAGACAAUUCACUGUGACAGUUGUUGAACUGCCUGAUGGCAUUCCACCACUAGUGUCAGUCUUUCCAGAAGACAUUACCAGGACUGUACCAUUUGGAACCACAAGUGUACCAGUAACUUGGGACGAGCCAACAGUGACUGACAACUCUGGUACAGUCACCCCAUCCUCUGAUAGGCCAUCUGGAAGUUCAUUCUUACCAGGCACCACCUCAGUGACAUACAACUUCGUCGACCCCACUGGAAACUCUGUCACCCGAUCCUUCAAUGUGAACGUGAUUGUUCUACCCGAUUCAACUGAUCCCUUCAUCAGCAGCUUCCCAGAUGACAUAACCGUCUCUGUGCCUUUUGGAACUCCAAGCACACCAGUGAACUGGGAGGAGCCAACUGCUUUUGACAACUCUGGAACAGUUUUCCCAACAAAGUCUGCUGAACCUGGAAGCUCCUUCCCUACUGGACAGACGACUCCUGUUACAUACACAUUCACUGAUCCAACUGGAAACUCUGUAACAAGACAAUUCACUGUGACAGUUGUUGAAUUGCCUGAUGGAAUCGAUCCCUUCAUCGUCAGCUUCCCAGAUGACAUAACCGUCUCUGUGCCUUUUGGAACUCAAAGCACACCAGUGAACUGGGAUGAGCCAACUGCUUUUGACAACUCUGGAACAGUUUUCCCAUCAAAGUCUGCUGAACCUGGAAGCUCCUUCCCUACUGGGCAGACGACACCUGUUGCUUACACAUUCACUGAUCCAACUGGAAACUCUGUAACAAGACAAUUCACUGUGACAGUUGUUGAACUGCCUGAUGGCAUUCCACCAGUAGUGUCAGUCUUUCCAGAAGACAUUACCAGGACUGUACCAUUUGGAACCACAAGUGUACCAGUAACUUGGGACGAGCCAACAGUGACUGACAACUCUGGUACAGUCACCCCAUCCUCUGAUAGGCCAUCUGGAAGUUCAUUCUUACCAGGCACCACCUCAGUGACAUACAACUUCGUCGACCCCACUGGAAACUCUGUCACCCGAUCCUUCAAUGUGAACGUGAUUGUUCUACCCGAUUCAAUCGAUCCCUUCAUCGUCAGCUUCCCAGAUGACAUAACCGUCUCUGUGCCUUUUGGAACUCAAAGCACACCAGUGAACUGGGAGGAGCCAACUGCUUUUGACAACUCUGGAACAGUUUUCCCAACAAAGUCUGCUGAACCUGGAAGCUCCUUCCCUACUGGGCAGACGACACCUGUUACAUACACAUUCACUGAUCCAACUGGAAACUCUGUAACAAGACAAUUCACUGUGACAGUCGUUGAACUGCCUGAUGGCAUUCCACCAGUAGUGUCAGUCUUUCCAGAAGACAUUACCAGGACUGUACCAUUUGGAACCACAAGUGUACCAGUAACUUGGGACGAGCCAACAGUGACUGACAACUCUGGUACAGUCACCCCAUCCUCUGAUAGGCCAUCUGGAAGUUCAUUCUUACCAGGCACCACCCCAGUGACAUACAACUUCGUCGACCCCACUGGAAACUCUGUCACCCGAUCCUUCAAUGUGAACGUGAUUGUUCUACCCGAUUCAACUGAUCCCUUCAUCAGCAGCUUCCCAGAUGACAUAACCGUCUCUGUGCCUUUUGGAACUCCAAGCACACCAGUGAACUGGGAGGAGCCAACUGCUUUUGACAACUCUGGAACAGUUUUCCCAACAAAGUCUGCUGAACCUGGAAGCUCCUUCCCUACUGGACAGACGACUCCUGUUACAUACACAUUCACUGAUCCAACUGGAAACUCUGUAACAAGACAAUUCACUGUGACAGUUGUUGAAUUGCCUGAUGGAAUCGAUCCCAUCAUCGUCAGCUUCCCAGAUGACAUAACCGUCUCUGUGCCUUUUGGAACUCAAAGCACACCAGUGAACUGGGAGGAGCCAACUGCUUUUGACAACUCUGGAACAGUUUUCCCAUCAAAGUCUGCUGAACCUGGAAGCUCCUUCCCUACUGGGCAGACGACACCUGUUACAUACACAUUUACUGAUCCAACUGGAAACUCUGUAACAAGACAAUUCACUGUGACAGUUGUUGAACUGCCUGAUGGCAUUCCACCAGUAGUGUCAGUCUUUCCAGAAGACAUUACCAGGACUGUACCAUUUGGAACCACAAGUGUACCAGUAACUUGGGACGAGCCAACAGUGACUGACAACUCUGGUACAGUCACCCCAUCCUCUGAUAGGCCAUCUGGAAGUUCAUUCUUACCAGGCACCACCCCAGUGACAUACAACUUCGUCGACCCCACUGGAAAUUCUGUCACCCGAUCCUUCAAUGUGAACGUGAUUGUUCUACCCGAUUCAACUGAUCCCUUCAUCGUCAGCUUCCCAGAUGACAUAACCGUCUCUGUGCCUUUUGGAACUCCAAGCACACCAGUGAACUGGGAGGAGCCAACUGCUUUUGACAACUCUGGAACAGUUUUCCCAUCAAAGUCUGCUGAACCUGGAAGCUCCUUCCCUACUGGACAGACGACACCUGUUACAUACACAUUCACUGAUCCAACUGGAAACUCUGUUACAAGACAAUUCACUGUGACAGUUGUUGAAUUGCCUGAUGGCAUUCCACCAGUAGUGUCAGUCUUUCCAGAAGACAUUACCAGGACUGUACCAUUUGGAACCACAAGUGUACCAGUAACUUGGGACGAGCCAACAGUGACUGACAACUCUGGUACAGUCACCCCAUCCUCUGAUAGGCCAUCUGGAAGUUCAUUCUUACCAGGCACCACCCCAGUGACAUACAACUUCGUCGACCCCACUGGAAACUCUGUCACCCGAUCCUUCAAUGUGAACGUGAUUGUUCUACCCGAUGCCAUCAGACCUGUCAUCACUGCAACCAGCGAUGACGUUACAGUGACAGUGCCCUUCCAGUCUCCAGGGACAACUGUCGAUUGGACCGAGCCCACGGCCACUGACAAUUCUGGAUCCUUCUCUACAACCAAGACCAAUGAGCCUGGAACCUUCUUCCCCACUGGGUCAUCAACCCUCGUCACAUACACUUUCACCGAUGCAGAAGGCAACUUUGCAUCAACCACAUUCACUGUACGAGUCAUUGAAGAAGCCGACAUGGUGUCUCCGAUGCUUCUCUUCUGCCAGAUGCCUAUUACAUACACCGUCGUGUCUGGUAUGGCCCCAGUCCCUGUCAGCUUCACAGCACCCAGCGCUGCCGACAACUCUGGAAAUGUCAACCUCCUCUUCAACACCAAGAGCCCUGGGGAUCUGUUUGCUGCCGGAGCCACCACUGUCGAGUAUCGCUUUGGGGAUCAAGCAGGAAACACGGCCUUGUGUACUUUUGUGGUUACUAUUGUUGAAGCCAACCCCUGUGGUGAACAGCCCUGUCUGAACGGAGCUGCCUGUGUCCCAGAGACUCUGACCACCUACCGCUGUAUCUGUCCAGAUUGCUACUCCGGAGAUAACUGUGAAAUUGCGAGGGACGCUUGUCAAGGCAACACUUGCCAGAAUGGAGCAGUGUGCGCUGCCCAGCCUGGUUCCUGUACACAGUACGAAUGCCAGUGCCCAGCCUGUUACACUGGCCAGUCUUGCCAGACCUUGGUGAAUAGUUGUGAUAACAACCAGUGUGCUAACGGCGCUGCCUGUGCCCCCGCUGCUGACGGCUGUGUUGAGUACACCUGCCAGUGCCCACCAUGUUUCACUGGACGCUACUGUACUAUCCCCAUCUCUGCCUGUGACAGCAGCAGUUGCCAGAAUGGAGCCGUCUGCAUGCCCUCAACACAAAACCCCAACACUGCCUAUGCCUGCUCUGAGUACAAGUGUUCCUGCACAAACUGCUUCACCGGUGUUUUCUGCGAGAGUCAGCGUGAUGCCUGCAACCCCAAUCCAUGCGUAAACGGCGGUGUCUGCUCAGCCACAUCAGGCUCCUGCACCUCUUACUCCUGCGAGUGUCCACCAUGCUUCUCGGGCUUCAACUGCGAAAUCUCUGUACCAAACCCUUGUGACAACAACCCUUGCUUGAAUAAUGGCGUCUGCAGUACAGUCCAAGGAUCCUGUGGGGCACACACAUGUGCCUGUCCCGACACGCACAUCGGCUUGAACUGUGAAUCACCGGUUGUUGCAAACCCCAACCCCUGCAACAGCUUCCCCUGUAAGAAUGGAGCUACUUGUCUGACAGUUGAUUCGAGCAACUACAUCUGCAUGUGUGCACCUAAUUAUGUUGGACCUAACUGUCUCACACCAAAAGCCCAACAGCCCCAGAUGGAUCUGUGCCAGAACACCCCGUGCAACAACGGAGCCAACUGCUACAACAGUUACAACAGCAACACAGGGACUAACAGCAUUCCCCAGUACUCGUGCGUCUGUGCCUCUGGAUUCACUGGAUCCAACUGCAACAUCCAAACCGGAGAUUCUCCAGCGUUGGACAUCUGCAACAAGGCUGAGAGACCUCCCUGCAGACAGGGGGCUGUUUGCUCCAACACCUUCCACAGCAUUGACCAAGACGUCGACUACUUCUGUGCUUGUCCAGUUGGCUACAGCGGACACAACUGCCAGACCGAAAGUGUUGACCCUUGUGCCAGCAACCCUUGCCGCAACGGAGCUAACUGUGCGUCCUUCAACACCUAUUUCAUGUGUGAAUGUCUAACUGGAUUUGGAGGAACAACCUGUGACAGCCGUAUCGGCGACACAACUGCACCAGUCAUUUCCGGUUGCCCCGCGUCUAUCUUCACCAAUGCCGGAACCCAGUCAUUCUCCACUGUGACCUGGACUGCACCUACAGCUACUGACGAGUCAGGAGUGGUCUUCCAGACCUUUGCUUCCCAUCAGCCUGGCCAGCAGUUCCCUGUGGGCGCCACUCCCGUGACUUACGUCUUCUCAGAUCUGAGUCAGAACUACGCCCGCUGUGUCUUCUUCGUCACUGUCUCCAAUAAUGUACCAGUCACCCCAGGUCCAUCAGACAACACUCCACCGGUCAUUUCCAACUGCCCCAUGGGUGCAUCGGCGACCGCACCCAGCGGUAGCAGCGGCACCGAAGCCAUAUGGGUAGAGCCAACUGCCACAGAUGAUAGCCUCCCAUUGACCGUUGUUCGCAGCCACACUCCAGGAGCCUUUUUCCCCCUUGGCGUAACUGACGUCACAUACACCAUCAGUGAUGCCGCUGGCAACUCUGCAGAGUGCAAAUUCGUCGUCAUGAUCAACAGCCCAAAUAUGCCAGACAGGACAGCACCAGUCAUCUCUAACUGCCCUGAAAAUCAAGUCGUUAACACUAACACUGGAUCUGCCUCUGUGUCCUGGGCUGAGCCAACCGCUGUGGACGACAGCGGGCAAACACCCGGGUUGGCUCAGUCCCAUGUGCCUCCAGCUUCGUUUCCCGUCAACUCUGUCACCAGGGUCACCUAUAUUUUCUAUGACAACACUGGCAACUUUGACUCAUGUACAUUCACUGUUGCAGUCCAACCUGGAACAACCCCAACUGAUAUGACCCCACCAGUCAUCAGCAACUGUCCAUCAGACACUAUCAUCCCUGUAGCUUCCGGCACAACAUCUGCCACCGUCAACUGGGUUGAGCCAACGGCCACCGAUGGCGACGGUUUGACACCAACAGUUGCCAGGUCCCAUGCCCCCAACACAGCCUUCCCACUUGGCCCCACCGUAGUCAACUACAUCUUCAGGGAUUCAACUGGAAAUGAAGCCAACUGCAACUUUAUCGUGACCGUUGCUGAGGCCGGUGAUACUACUGAUCCAGUCUUCACCAAUUGCCCUAACAACAUCGUCUCCUACGUCAACGGUCCAUCUGCUACUGCCAGCAUUGACUUCCCAACGCCCACAGCAGUGGACAACUCUGGCGUACCACCCGUGGUGUCCGGUAGCGUUGGCUCUCCACAUACUAUGGGUGUUGGCUCUGUGACAGCUUCCUAUGUGGCUCGAGAUGGAUCUGGAAACGAGGCUACAUGCACUUUUUCAAUAAGCGUAGUUGUGGACAAUCAAGCACCAGUCAUCAGUGGUUGCCCAGCUAAUCAGGUUGGAACUCUUGCCUCGGGCAGCACCUCAGUGGCCUUGUCCUGGGUCGAGCCAACUGCAACCGACAACAGUGGAGCCGUUUCCACCUCCAGGACCCACCAGCCUGGACAAUCGUUUUCCGAGGGAGAAACAACAGUCACGUACACCUUCUCCGACUCUGCCGGCAACCAGGACACUUGCUCCUUUUUGAUCACUGUCAACGCUGCAUCCACAGUCAAUCCCUGCUCCAGCUCUCCUUGCCCUGUCAGCCAGGAUUGCUAUUACCGCAGUGAUCCCGUCGAGUACCUUUGUCUUCCGACCCUAAGGAGAAGAAGAGAUGCAAAUCAAGAGGAAUGUCUUUGCAAGAACGGAGGUGUCUGCGCUGACAACGACGAGGGAUUCUCAUGUGCCUGCCCAAGCAACUUCACUGGUAUCAUCUGUGAAGAAGAAGUGAAGAUCACCAAGCAGCACACCAGCGACCUCAAUACCCUGGAGGUGUUCCACUCGACCAGCUCUUACUUUGAGUGGAUGAUGGGUUCGGUCAUGGCCAUCCUGGGAGUCAUCAUCAUCAUCUUGGCCUUAACAAUCUGCCGUAUGGCCCCACGAACCUCCUCCAAGUUGGACAGCGUCGACAAGGCCUCCCUCGUGUACUAAGAUUACAAAAAAUGAAAAAGUGAAUACAGUAAAAACCUCUAACAGUGUAGUUUCCUUUUAGAUGAACAAAUGUAUGCUCAUUUUUAACAGUUUUUUUAUUUAACAAAUUCUUAUUUUUAUGUCUAUGUAAUGGAUUAUUCUAACCUAUUUGUAUACCGUUUUGUAAACUGAAUUCUUAUUUUGUAUAUUUUGCAGGUGUAAAAAAAAAUGUUUGUAUAGAAGUGACCCUGACAUUUUGUUGGUAAUAGUGUUGCAACAAAUAUAAACACCCACUGCACUUUUUUUUUAUUGAGGUAAAACAAAUCACAUCUUCCUUUUCGAUUUACUUCAAUUGGCUGUUUUAACAUAUACAUGUAUAGUGGAUUAUGCUGUUGAUAGAUUUUUAAUAUUUUUAACAAGUAUUUUCAAUAAUUCUGUAAGCUUUAACAGAGAUUGUCAUGCCUGCUGUAUCAUCAGUUUCAUGGGCCUCUUCCAAUAAUUAUGAAUUGACAAUUAAUAUAUAGUCCCUUUAGUUGCAGGGUUAGUCUUCAGUAUUUGAGACUCAAAAGAAGUUUCUAAAGUUCUGUUCAUAUAAAGGCAUAUUGAAAACCAAUCGUCUUUUCAAAGAAAAUUGAGUUUUACUCCAUUUGUCAGGUUCUUAAGAAAAAUGUCUUUUUUGAAAUGUCUCUGAAAAUAGAAAACCAAUCUAAAACUAUUGAGACGAAUUACAAUACAGAUUGUUGAAUUGGAAGCCUAAUUCCUACUUUUUGAUGUUCAAAGUAAAUUCAGUUUUACUCCAUUUGCCAGGUUCUAAGAAAAAGUCCUUUUUGAAAUGUCUGUGAAAGUAGAAAACCAGAUCCGAAACGACUGAGACGAAUUACAAUACAGAUUGUUGAAUUGGAAGCUUAAUUCAUACUGAUCCAUGUAGGGCCUACAACUAGUUACUAUAGAUAGCUACUAUCUGAUUGUUGUUGACAUGCAGACAAGUGUGACUCAAUGACUUAUUUCCUACAAAUCUUGGCACCAAAAGUAUGAUAUUAUAUUUUUUUUAUGCAGGAGGUCCCAUAUUAAUUUUUGCUGGACAAAACAAGUAUUUUUUUCCUGUCUGAAUUUUUAAGUAUCUUGUGGCAUAAUUACUGUGCCCGUGAAAUGAUCUAAUGUAUUUUCGGCACAUAACUGUGCUGCUAUGUAGCUUGAAGUAAUAAAUAGUCACUUUUCUAAGAAAAAACAAA